AUGGAGGUAGCGUCGGAGCCCACCAGAGUCCAAACCCUGGCCCAAGCGGGUCUCACCCAAGUUCCACCGCAAUACAUUCAACCUUCCCACAACCGACCCAACCACCCUUCAUCCUCCUCCGCCGUCCCCUGCAUCACCCUCUUCGGACUCGACCCGACCCGCCGCGACACCGUCCGAACCUCGAUCGCCCAAGCCUGCCGCGACUGGGGCGCCUUCCACGUCACCGACCACGGCAUCCCCGCCUCUCUCCUCCACGACAUCAGGCGCGUGGGCCUCACCUUCUUCAACGACUCCCCCGUCCAGGACAAGCUCCGCUACGCCUGCGACCCCACCUCCGCCGCGUCGGAGGGAUACGGCAGCCGCAUGCUGGAGAAGGACGACACCAUUUUGGACUGGAGAGACUACUUCGACCACCACACGCUCCCCCUCACGCGCCGGGACCCCACGCGAUGGCCGGAUUUCCCGCCGGAAUAUCGGCGGGUGGUUGCGGAGUACAGCGAUAAAAUCGCGGCGCUGGCGAGGGAGCUGCUGGGGCUGAUCGCCGAGAGCCUAGGGCUUAAAACGCAGCGUUUAGAGGAGGCGGUUGGGGAGUUUUACCAGAACAUAACGAUUAGUUAUUACCCGCCAUGUCCUCAGCCGGAGCUGACAUUGGGCCUUCAGGCCCAUUCGGACUUUGGGGCCAUUACGUUGCUGGUCCAAGACGAGGUUGGUGGGCUUGAGGUGCUCAAAGACAAUGAGUGGGUGCCUGUGACGCCUUUGGGUGGUGAUGCCAUUGUUGUUCUUCUUGCUGACCAAACUGAGAUCAUGACCAAUGGGAAGUACAAGAGUUCUGUACAUAGAGCUAUAACCAACUCCAAUCGCCCGCGGCUCUCAGUGGCUACAUUUCAUGAUCCGGCCAAAACAGUGAAAGUAUCCCCUGCUUCAGAGCUCAUCAGUCAAUCCACUCCUCCCCUCUACCGGGAAGUUGUUUACGGAGAUUAUGUGUCGUCAUGGUACACAAAGGGUCCAGAAGGAAAACGGAAUAUCGAUGCCCUCUUGCUUGAAUAGUUUGCAGACCUUCCUUUCACCCCGUUUUGUUCCCUCGACUUGCCUGCACAUUGCAUUCUUGCGACUUGAGGGAAUUCUCUUGCAUACCUUUUCCAGUCAAUUUACUCCAUAUAGACAGUGAGAUUUAUUUCACUUUUCCUUUACAGUGACCGUAGUCACUAUACCAUCUUCCGUCUGUACACUUCCCGUUAAUGAGUUCAAAGCAUAAUGUUGUUUCAAACU
Messenger RNA from Fragaria vesca subsp. vesca, 1269 nucleotides. Its product is annotated as naringenin,2-oxoglutarate 3-dioxygenase-like. The transcript has 2 exons. Bases 1 to 1047 code for a protein of 348 amino acids. Lineage: Eukaryota; Viridiplantae; Streptophyta; Magnoliopsida; Rosales; Rosaceae. The record is from RefSeq and is a predicted model, not a curated record.